Molecule: messenger RNA, 3445 nt
Organism: Humulus lupulus (European hop)
Lineage: Eukaryota; Viridiplantae; Streptophyta; Magnoliopsida; Rosales; Cannabaceae
Product: receptor-like protein 7
Exons: 1
Coding region: 204-3140 (978 amino acids)
Molecular function (GO): protein binding
Source: RefSeq, a predicted model, not a curated record
ACCAAAUAACAAGUUGUGGAAAAUAGUCAAGUCAGAUUUUCAAUUUGACAACAAUAGCUAUAGCGAGAUUUUUUGUUUCCUUGCAAAGACUUCAUGGGGAUCGACGACUUCAAGAAACUUAAAUAGCUAUGUUGGUUUGGCAUGAAAAUUGUACAGACACAAAAUUUUGUUUGUUGGUUUUCUGAAAAGGAGUAUAUCAUAUUAUGAUGGCCGAUUGGCCCUCUUUGAUGUGGUUUGUCUACCUUUUACUGUUUUAUUCACAAACCAAUCCUUCAUCGUCUUUGUCUUCCCUACAUUUUCCCUUAUGCCAUCUUGAUGAAAGCAUUGCUUUGCUUCAAUUCAAGAACUCUUUUUCAGUUUCUUUGUCUGACCCAGAUGAUGAUUGUUAUGAUAAAACAACAUCAUGGGAAAAUGGAACAAAUUGUUGCACAUGGAAUGGAGUGACAUGUGACAAGCUGACAGGUCAUGUGAUCAACCUCAAUGUUCAUUGUAGUGGACUUCAAGGUAUUCUUCUACCCAACAACAGCCUUUUCUCUCUCAGCCAUCUUCGUACUUUAAUCCUUUCCGGUAAUGGAUUUUUCGGCUCCCAAAUUUCUUCUGAAUUUGGUAAGUUUACUUACUUGACUCGUCUUAACAUCUCUAACAGUGGAUUUUCUGGUUAUGUCCCCUUAGAGAUUGCCCACCUAUCCAAAUUGACUAGUCUUGAUAUAUCUUCAUCUGAUGAUGUCAAAUUGGAUACUUCAACUUUGAAAAGAAUUGUUCAAAACCUUACUCAUCUUAGAGAGCUUCAUAUGGCAAACAAUGACUUGUCUUCAGUAGUAUUACCUGCUUCAUUUGUGAAUUUGUCAUCUUCUUUGAUAUCUCUUGAUCUUAGUGACACAAAAUUGCAAGGGGAAUUCCCAACAAAUAUUUUCAGGCUGCCCAACCUCCUAAAGCUUUAUCUUUGGGGAAACGACAAUCUGACUGGUUCUUUCCCAAAAUCUAAUUGGAGUAGUCACCUGAUGGAACUGGACCUCUCUUCAUCUGGAUUCUCAAUAGACAUAGCUUACCUAACUAGAAAUUUGAAGAAUUUGAAUUCCCUAUUUCUAUCUGUUUGCAAAUUUGUAGGAUCCUAUCCCAAACUAGUUGGCAAUUUCACACAAAUCAUUCAGUUGGACCUCUCAUUUAACAAUUUCAGUGGCCAAGUUCCAUGGUCCUCUCUAAAUUUCAGUAGAAUCAUUUCUUUGGAUCUUUCUGUUAACAAUUUUAUUGGGAAGCUUCCCCAAACAGUCAAACCUCCUCCCUUGGACUUGAAAAUCCUCUUCUUAUUUGAAAACAAUUUCAAUGGGACUCUGCCUUGUUGGUUAUCUCUUGCUCCUUCUUUGCAGCAUGUAGACCUCCAUGGGAACCAAUUCACAGGUGUCAUUAAUGAAUUUCAAACUCAUUCUUUAGAGGGUCUUGAUUUACAUGACAAUAAGCUACAAGGCAUGAUUCCAAGGUCCGUCUCUUUGCAAUCGAACCUUUUCUGGUUAGAUCUUUCAUCAAAUAAUUUGGCUGGUGUGGUAGAGUUUGAUCUGUUUGCAAAGUUGCAAAUUCUUCACCAUCUCAAUCUUUCAUUUAACAAUUUUUCAUCAGCUUCUUCAAAUUCUAUUAACUACACUUUACCCAUGCUUUCUGAACUGAGCUUAUCUUCCUGCAAUAUAACUCAAUUCCCACUCUUUUUGAAAGCCUUAACAAAUUUAAUGGUUGUAGAUCUUUCUAAUAACCAAAUCCAAGGCAAAGUUCCAAAAUGGCUCGGAAACAUGGGCACAGACUCGCUAAACUUCGUUGACCUUUCUCACAACUUUCUUACAAACAUAGAGCAAAUUCCAUGGAAAAAUUUAAAUUAUCUUUUCAUUCACUCCAACUAUAUUCAAGGAACUCUUCCAACUCUGCCACCUUCCAUAGCUGUUUUUUCAAUCUCAAACAAUCAGCUAAGUGCAAAGCUGCCUUCUUCAUUUUGCAAGCUUGAUAACAUUCAAAUCCUUGAUUUGUCCCACAAUAAUUUGAGUGGAAAGCUUCCCCCUUGCAUUGGUAAUAUUAGUGCCACUGUCCUCGAUUUUCGACAUAACAGAUUUCAUGGUGUGAUCCCUUCAACAUUUGCAAAUGGAAAUAAGCUGAUAAACCUCAACCUUAAUGGAAAUGAGUUAGAGGGAUCAUUGCCACAGAGUUUAAUCAAUUGCAAAAUGCUGGAGAUCCUUGAUGUUGGAAACAAUAAGAUAAAUGGAACCUUCCCCAACUGGUUGGACUCUUUGCCAAUGUUACAAGUUCUGAUCUUAAGAUCCAACAGAUUUUAUGGUCCCAUAAGUGAUUCCAAGGCCAUGGCUCCCUUCCAAAAGUUGCGGAUCCUAGACAUCUCAAAUAAUGAAUUCAGUGGUCUUUUGCCAAGGAAAUAUUUUGAGAACAUGGUGGAAAUGAUGAACUCUCAUACAGACACAUUAAAAUACAUUGGUGAUGAACAUUCCAAUAGUGCAUAUUACCACGAUUCAGUGAAAGUGGUAUUAAAAGGAUUCUUUGUUGAGCUGGUGAGAAUCCAAACCAUCUUCACAACAAUUGAUUUCUCGAAAAAUGAUUUCGAAGGAAAGAUUCCAAAUUCUAUUGAAAAACUCAAAUCCCUCAAAGGAUUGAAUUUUUCUCAUAAUAAGCUCACUGGCUCCAUUCCAGCAUCAUUGGGAAACUUGACAAAUCUUGAGUGGUUAGAUCUCUCUUUAAACCAACUUGUGGGAGUAAUACCAAAGCAAUUGGAAGACUUGACAUAUCUUGAAGUCCUCAACCUAUCAAGAAACCAAUUGGUUGGGCCUAUACCUACAGGCAAUCAGUUCAACACAUUUCAGAAUGAUUCAUAUCUUGGAAACCAAGAAUUAUGUGGAUUUCCACUAUCAAAGGCAUGCGAAAAUAAGUCAAUUGAUGUGAGCUUCGAGCAAGAAUCAAAUGAUUCGAGCCCUGCAAUAUUUGAUUGGAAAUUUGCACUAAUUGGAUAUGGAUGUGGACUGGUUUUUGGAAUUUCUAUGGGCUAUGUUGUGAUUUCAAAUGAAAUAGUUGAUCAGUUGGUUGGAAAGUAUGUUGGACGAGGACAGCGGUGUAAAUCGAGGAAAAGGCCGAAGAGGAACACACUCCCUUAAGUGCCUAAAGUGGAAGGAGACGACACUGACAUAGGUGUCUUUCAGUCAUAUGUAAUUAAGUUAUUAAAUUUAAAUUUGAAAUUCAUACGAGCAAUGUAUCAAAUAUAUACGAUUUCAAAUUACAAGAUACCAGAUGGACAUUAUUAAAAACAUAUGAUCCUAAGUUUGUAUUUUGACAAAACACAAGUACUAAAUAAUAAGUGUUUAUCAUGUAAAUAUUUUUCCUUAGGGACUGAAAUGAGUCAAAUCACAAUUACCCCUAGAUGCGAUAUAAAUGAAUACAUUUCUUCAACAAUUUUAUUGAA